AUAAUGCAGCAUUCUUUUGGUCAGGGCGCAGUCAGUAGCACCUCUGUCCUUUAUGUUUUUUACGUUUUGAUAAAGCAGAGGAAAAGGAAAAUCUCUUGAGCUUGCCGAAUUGUGUGCGUUAAUAUGGAUGGAAAGCUCGACGUCACGCUAGGACGAAACGUCUUUAGAUUUUCACAUCAGUUAGGAGUGCAAGGGUCAAAAUUCACUGAGGACCUUCUGAGUUCAUUCUUCUCUAAUUUGUCAAGUUUGAGCUCUGUCUGCAUCUCACGUGCAUCUAAUAAUACGACACGAGAUCCUGGUUAAUCGACGAACCUGCGUGAUUGUUUUGGAUCAUUCCAGUGAAGCAAUGAUGACGGGAAAGAAAAGCAACAAGUGCAUCACAGUGACGCUGUGUUCAUCAAAUGGACAAACAACUGAGAAGAAGGAAUGUGACAAAAUAAAGAGGUAUAAAUGUCAUCUUCCAGCGGGCCUCCGGAACCACACUGUCACAUGACACGAGAGGCCAGAGUUUUGCUAAACCUCCAGAAAAGACCAACAUAACUAUUGAAAGCCGUCCAGAAAAUGCAGAUAAGGAACACCAUCGUCUGUCUUACGACAUCGCGGAAUUAUUCGGAACCAGGUCGUUAUAGCCUACAUUUGACUCAAAGGAAAAAUUCAUCCCCAAAAAUAUUGAGUCAGCGACCGAAAAGGACCAAAAUGCAAAGUGAUAUUUAUUACAGGACGACAUAUAGAGGGACGAAACAAAUGGCUAUAAGAUCUGAAUCAAGACUGCACUAACUCCAGCAAACUAGCGUAUACCAGAGAUGAUAUCAAAUCAACAGGUUUGUAGCCAAAGUGUAUCACUGGAUAUAUUAUUGGAUGACAGAAUGCAAGCAAAUACUACAAAUAGGAGCGUGGCGUUAUUUUAUGGUGAGUAAAUAUAGGCCUAGUUGAGAAAUCUGAAAUUUAGAAAGCUAGAUUGCAUAGCCUAUUUGAUGAAAUAUUAGACUUUUGUAAUAAUGUUUGAAGGGCCUAAAUAUAUUAUAUAUUAGAAUAUUGUAUUCGCUGUUAAUUAAAAUGUUGCUUCAAAGUUUAUCCAAAUAUAGAGUAAAAAAAUAACCUCAUAUCAGCGCCGGAGCGACAAGAACCCCCCGCUAGGAUUGACUGACUCAAAAAGCACGUACUGCUGUAAACAACUGACCAAGAGCAUUUGAUGUUCCAAACUUAUAAUCUGUUUUCGUAAGUUUAAAAAGAGUCGCUCUUGGUAGGACCAUCUCUGCAGCAAACCAAAACUGUCUUCCGCGAAACUUCAACAAGAUUUAUUAAUGUUGGCUAUGGCAUCUACAAUGCCUAAGGUGAAAGUCCUUCCGCACACAUGGCUGGGCAUGAAUAUCCAGCUUAAUGGGUCACAAUUCUGUCUCUUCUGAACAACCUCGUUUCCACAAAACUGCAAAUUCCCUAGAGCGUAACCCAUAACAAAGCUGCCCUUCAAAUGAUAAAAAGCCAAUUUCACGUAUUAUUUGCGAAAUUAAUUUAAAUCAUAGAGUAUUAAGCUUUAUUAAUGCACUUACUUUAUUAAAUAAUCUAACCUAUUUUGGGUUAAUAAAUCAGUCAAAUCACUGUGUAAAAAAUAUUGCCAUUAUUACGAGGUUUUAGUGUGCUACUUUAUAUUGCGUUUAUUUUAAAAAGGUUUUAUCUGCCCUAAAUAGAAUGUAGCGUUCACUUUAGGGUAAAAUUACAAGCUAAAUCAUUAUCUUAAACUUUUAUAGAGAGAAAAAAACAUAUUCGAUACCAGUAGUUCCCGAUUAUUAGGAACAAAACUUCCUAGCUCCAUAAAUAUCUUAUUUUAACGAAAGAUUAUAGACUACUAGAUUAUGUUUUCUAUUUUAAAAGUAGAGAGGCCCAUAUCUCCUUUUAAGAGAUAAAGACAAACUAUAUUUGUGCACAUGGGGGUCUUCUAAGUUAAAGUAGGACUUCACAUUUUGAAACAUCUCAAGAAGAUCAUUAGGUAAAAAAUACAAAGGCAAACUAUUUCACGUCAGAUGUUAUUGCGCAUGAUGUAUUUCAGGGGCCUUUUUAAUUUAUAGCUCGCUAAACAAAUACUUCAGUUGUCCUCACCGUCACAAAUACACAAUAGCUAUAAAUUAUCUGUUGCUGUACUCGCUUUAAUUCACAUUAGACCUACAUUGCGACUUUAUCAGAUUGAUGGGUGGAUUCGAUUGAUGUGUUUGUCAUGUAAAUACGAAUCGUUUGAUGGACACCUGCAACGCCCAGAGUGCUACCGCAGGUCGCACACUAUUGGCGCAAAAUUAGUCACAUGAUCUGUCACUUAACUGAUAUGAGCUCGGAUACAACUUUGCGUGGUUUGACAUACUGCUUAGAGGUUGUAGGGGCACUGGGACCACACAUCAGCUUAUAUUGACCCUGCUUAAUCAAUUUUGCUUGGUCAGUCAACAAUGAAUUCCUACUUAGAUUAUACGAUUUAUAACCGUGGUUCUAACACGUAUAGUUCGAAAGUUGGGUGUUUUCCUGUAGAGCAAGAAUACUUGCCAAGUGCUUGUGCAAGUACAAAUAGUUACAUUCCCGAGGGACGGCCAGUCGGAGGAAACACUUUCACAUCGGCACCGCACGAAACUCAUGGCACAUCUUACGCACAAAUUCAAUCGCAGCCAUUCCACCUCAACGUGGACAUGGGAAAAACUGGACACAACAAUUUCUGCAAGCAAACCAGACCUCCUCAUUCGGACUAUGGACAUCAACACGUUCUCACUCAAGCAGAUGACCACAUGCGCCUUCAGUCCCCUGGCUUUUCCGUCGUGAAUAUGGGAGCCAACAUUGGAACUUACAGUGAAUCAAACUGCAGGCCUGGCUCGGUCUCUGCAAGCCACUAUCAAUCAUAUGCAUAUGGAGAAGCCGAAACACACGGCUAUGGUUCGUUUAGCAAGUACCAGGUCUCUCCUGACAGUGACAGCGACUCCAAGACGAACAUUAAACAAGCGCCAACGUUUGACUGGAUGAAAGUCAAGAGAAACCCUCCUAAAACAGUUAAAGUCGCCGAAUACGGAAUCCAUGGCCAGCAGAACAUAAUACGCACCAAUUUCACCACCAAGCAGCUCACGGAACUUGAGAAGGAGUUUCACUUCAACAAGUACUUGACCCGGGCGCGCAGAGUGGAGGUGGCCGCCACACUCGAACUGAACGAAACGCAGGUUAAAAUUUGGUUUCAGAAUCGCAGAAUGAAGCAGAAGAAGCGCGAGAAGGAAGGAACGGCUCCGGUAAUUAAAAGAGCAACCCUUUGCUCUUCUGGUCAAAACGCAGACCACUCAACCAGCUCAUCGCCUGGUGCUUCGCCUACCUCAGACUCUUCUACUGCAAUUUGAUGAGUGCCACACUUUUGAUUAAUUACUGGAGGACUAUUUAACUUAUUCUGUCGUAGAAAAAAACAUGGUUUACGUGCUAUGUGUGUUUUUGUGCUGCAUUAGAACUACUAAAUAGAUGCAUUAACAGGGUAUAUGCUUAAUAUUCAAAUGUUUUUCUUCUUGUUGACAUCAGGUCAAUUAUUUUGCACUACAGAUUCCUCUGUUGAAAGAGUAUUAAAAAGUAAAAAAAAGACUGACAUGUUUAUGGAUUUCGAAAACAAUCUGACCUGAUAAAUAAAUAUUUUAUU
Messenger RNA from Danio aesculapii, 3646 nucleotides. It is a transcript of the gene hoxb1b, whose product is annotated as homeobox B1b. The coding region runs from base 2436 to 3359 and encodes 307 amino acids. NCBI's taxonomy places the organism in Eukaryota, Metazoa, Chordata, Actinopteri, Cypriniformes, Danionidae. Gene Ontology annotation, cellular component: nucleus. Gene Ontology annotation, molecular function: DNA-binding transcription factor activity, RNA polymerase II-specific; RNA polymerase II cis-regulatory region sequence-specific DNA binding. The record is from RefSeq and is a predicted model, not a curated record. Gene Ontology annotation, biological process: regulation of transcription by RNA polymerase II. The transcript has 4 exons.